Erythranthe guttata (spotted monkey flower) is the source of this 1267-nucleotide messenger RNA. RefSeq names its product NADH-ubiquinone oxidoreductase 24 kDa subunit. The record is from RefSeq and is a predicted model, not a curated record. Gene Ontology annotation, biological process: mitochondrial electron transport, NADH to ubiquinone. Gene Ontology annotation, molecular function: NADH dehydrogenase activity. NCBI's taxonomy places the organism in Eukaryota, Viridiplantae, Streptophyta, Magnoliopsida, Lamiales, Phrymaceae. Gene Ontology annotation, cellular component: respiratory chain complex I.
ACAAUGGCGUCCUACUCACGCCGUUAACGUUAGAGGCCAUCUCUGGGAACUCAAACCUUCAUUUCUCUCUCUACUCUCAGAAAUCUCCAUCUUCGUUCCUUUUUCGGAAGAUAGAGCGCAGAAGCGGUGAAAAUGCUGGGUCGUCUCGCCUCCCAACGCAUUCGUGAGAUCCGUCAAGUUUAUCGGCAGUUUCCUCAGGCAUCGCGAUCUUUCUCGACCGCGCUGAACUAUCAUCUUGACAGUCCGGAUAAUAAACCAGACAUUCCUUGGGAAUUCAGUGCUGCGAACAAAGAAAAGGCCAAGGAGAUAAUAUCCCACUAUCCGUCCAACUAUAAGCAAUCUGCUGUAAUUCCUUUGCUUGAUCUUGCACAACAACAACAUGGAGGUUGGCUUCCUGUUUCAGCAAUGAAUCAUGUUGCUAAGGUAAUUGAAGUUGCUCCAAUUCGUGUAUAUGAAGUGGCAACCUUCUAUUCGAUGUUCAACCGAACAAAGGUUGGCAAAUACCACCUUCUGGUAUGCGGCACUACACCAUGCAUGAUACGUGGUUCGAGAGACAUUGAAGAAGCAUUACUGAAGCACCUAGGAGUGAAGCGCAAUGAAGUCACCAAGGAUGGAUUAUUUUCUGUUGGAGAAAUGGAAUGUAUGGGAUGUUGUGUAAACGCUCCAAUGAUUACAGUUGCUGACUACUCCAGCGGAUCCGAAGGAUACACCUAUAAUUAUUAUGAAGACGUUACUCCAAAGCGAGUUGUCGAGAUUGUUGAGGCUUUCAGAAGAGGGGAGAAGCCACCACGUGGAACACAAAAUCCAGAACGCAAAAACUCGGGACCACAAGGUGGGAACACAACAUUGUUAGGUGAGCCGAAGGCUCCUCCGUGUAGGGAUCUUGAUGCCUGCUGAACAAAAUAGUUGAUGUACACCUCAUUCUUCCUAAUAAUGAUGAUAAUUUAUCCAAAGGUGGGACCCAUCUGUAGUAUGUAAGCUGUUGUUAAUCUAUUCUCAAAUAAUUUCGAGAUUUCUUUGUUGUCUGUUUUAUCUUCCUUCCAGUUUUAUGAUACAGGUGGAAUGUUUUGACCCGAGUUAUUCUUUUUUUUUUUUUUUUUUCGCAUCCGCAGAUGAUGGUAAGGUCAUUCAGCAAGGCCUUAAAAAAUCAACAUUGUAAUUUCAUUUCUUUGUAUUAAUAAACUGGACUGUGCUGAACUUUUGUGGUUAUUUCCAUUUAUAUGCUGUGUUGAUAGACACUUGCAGUUAUUGGAAUUAUUGUUUCCUU